This is a messenger RNA of Saitoella complicata NRRL Y-17804, 4097 nucleotides long. RefSeq lists its product as uncharacterized. Lineage: Eukaryota; Fungi; Ascomycota; Saitoellomycetes; Saitoellales; Saitoellaceae. Gene Ontology annotation, cellular component: RNA nuclear export complex; nucleus; cytoplasm. Bases 79 to 3891 code for a protein of 1270 amino acids. Gene Ontology annotation, biological process: protein export from nucleus; RNA export from nucleus. The transcript has 3 exons. Gene Ontology annotation, molecular function: nuclear export signal receptor activity; RNA binding. The record is from RefSeq and is a predicted model, not a curated record.
ACCGCACUCCAACUCAAUCUCGAUUGCCAUUGAACAAGGAACCUUGCCGGUCCUAGACGGCGCAUAAAUCUCUUCGGCAUGGAUCCAUCGGCCCUCCCGCAAAUCGUCAACGCUUUGGCACAGAUCCACAACCCAUUGACACCAAACGAUGUCCGAAAACAGCUUCAAACCGAUUUAGAAAACCUUAAGGAGAACUACGAGUUCGCUCCCAUCUACGGAUUCGAGUUAGCGAAGGUGACGGAGGCUGAGGGCGUGGAUGUCGGGAUGGUACGGCAUUUUGGGUUGAGUAUGUUGGAGGGGUGUGUACGAUAUGCGUGGACGAAUUAUUCGGAUGAACAGAAGUUGGAGUUGAAGGGGUGUGUUGUGCAACUUGUUGUUCAGGAGGCACAACGAAACUCACCGUCGUAUAUUCCAGAAAAACUGUCGGUAUUACUUACGGAAAUUGCGAAGCGGGCAUGGUUCAGUCCCUUCUUCCCCGAAUACUCAGCAACUCUUCUCGGUCUUUGGCGCGAAUCACCCAAAACCCGACUGAUCGCCCUGUCAUCACUCACCUCACUCAUGGAAGACACCUUUAUCCUGGAUGACCCCGUAUGCGCAUUGCGUCACCAAACCCUGACGGCGGGAAUGCUCAGCGUUCUCAUGUCCGACGCCGUACGAAAGAACCUAGGUACAGCCCCCGUACCAGGCGCAGAAUUCGAUGAGAGAGAAGCGGGUGAUCCAGGCUGGUUCGCCCGUUGGGCAGAAUGUAUGACGGAAUGUUCCAUCGCAGCCGACCAAGGCGGCGAAGGCGCCCAAAUAGCCAUCAAACUCGGCGCAGCAGUCCUGAAAGCUUUCAAGAUCUGCGUUGGGCUGACGCCAACGGAAUGUUUUAUCGAGGCGCAGUUGUUGCAGAGGUUGUGUAGUGCGUUGAUGUGUACGUCGGUACAAAUCGCUACAUUGGCUGCGGAUUGUCUUUACCUGCUGUUUUCGCGUCAAGCGGCACCAACGGACCCAUUCAUGCCUCAGAUCGCAACGAUGUUUCAGAGUGAGAGUUUGGCCGGUUUAGAGAUGGUUUAUGACCGCGUCUGUGCAGGGCUGGACCCGGAAGCAUUGGAUGAGGAUUACUACAUUUAUCUCAAGAAGCUGGUUGAGGCGAUCGUGGCGCUUGGUGUGUAUAACCUGCUGGACGAGGUGCGUGCUGCUGAGUUGCCGAGUGACGAGAGUCUGGAGAAGUAUUUUGGGUUGGUGAUGAAGACGAGUAGGCAUGAGUCGCUGCUCGUGUCAAGUUUGAGUCAGGGGUUCUGGGAGUUCUCGUUGAGGAAUAAGAGGUUGAAUGAGAAAGAGGCUUUGGCGAAGAUUGUGCCGCAUCUGCUUGAGCUCGCUGGGGAGAGGCUGAUCAAGUACGAAGAAUUCAAGGGAGAGACGGAGAUUGCUGCGUUCAAGAACUCCUUGACAUACUUGGAAACGGAUAUCGACUCUAUCCCAGAGAUGCAUAUGUUCACCGGAAACUACCGACGUUUCCUCUUCGAUAUCGCUCGCUUGUGUGUCUGCAGACGUCCGGUUGAAGCGGUUGCUUAUACCAACCAACGCCUGAAUAUGUUCCUUAACAUGCCGCCUGAUCCGGCACAUCGUGAUUCGAUGGGUUUCUGUACGAAGAAGAAUUAUACGUAUUUGCUGUGUGAUGCGACAUUUGUUCUUAUCGAGGCAACGAUUCGUGGUGUGAAGAGGUGGGAGACGCUGCAUCCUGGUGAGGAGUAUGCGGCGGUGAAGCAGCAGUGUUUAUCGACGAUGCAGGAAUGGUGUGAGCGGACUGUGGGGUUGGAUAUUAACGACCCGUUGAUGCUCGGAAAGCAGGUGCAAGUAAUCGUCAGUUUUGCGGGUGCGGUGUUGGAGGGCAAUCAAGCUCUCAUGUUUAAGGUUCUGGAAAAGGUGCUUACGGGUUGGGCGUAUGUCAUCCCCGACGCGGACAAGACCGUGUUGGGUACUUUGCAGGAGGUCAGGGGAAAGUGUGGACAGGAAAUGUUGAAGCUUGGCGCGAUGUUGCCGAAUCAGUUGUGGCCUAUCUAUGAUCAGUUGGAGAAGACGGUUAAUGAGAUGUCAAGCGAUAUCGCGCGGUUGAGCAGGACUGAUCUUCCUAUCCCGAGGGCGCUGUUGUUGAUUAUUGCGCAGAGGUCAAAUAUCUCACAAGAUGUCAAGAAGACGAAGUUUGAGGACAUUGUCUCGCCGGUGUGUAAUGCCUGGACGGAGGCGGAUAUCACGAACAAGUUGUCUAGUUUGGAGGGGUUCAUGGAAAUGAUGGGGUUGGAUAAAAUGAUGCUGUAUUUCAGGAAGCGUGGGAUUGCGCCAGGAGCGAGUUUGAGCAAUAUCGAACUCGAUGUGGAGGGUGAGGCGCUGCAGAAGGAGUUGAAGGAGUUGAGGCGAUGGGUUUGGCCUUUGCGCGGAUUCCGCAAGUUUAUUGAGUGCACGGUCGACUCGCACAGCAAGGAGCACCCUCAGCACCAGUUCACCCUUGACUUAUGGGCGGCGAAGAUUGGUCAAAUCGUACCGAAUAUUCUUAUGUUGUUGCGACAGGUUCAUGCCUACUAUACCCCAGCCAACUACGCGUCUCUGCCAGCGGAGUUGCAGUACAUUGUGCAGCAGAGUGUGAUUGAGAGAUACUGGCUGCACGGUGUUAGCUCUACCACGAAGGAUGAGUUCAUUGCUGGCAGCAAGGCGACGGGAACAAUCAAGGAGUUGGUCGAGUCCGCUGGUGAUUGGAUUCGACAGACUCGUGAGUAUUGUUACAUCCUCCUCGGCGUCCUGUCGAACCUCGACACCAGGUUCUACAGUCUGCCGGGUCUGUCACAGACGAUUAUGCAAUCGUUGUUCACGAACGUGGAUGGGCUCAGUUUGCAUGCCUGGACGCAUCUGCUCAACAUCGGUGUUCGUCCCUUGGUCGUCAACUGCCCCGAAUCGUUCCGGGACGACUUCUUACAGGCGGUGCUUCCUCCGUUAUUAAACGAAUUGGAUGCAAAACUUGUUCGUGAAUGGGCAAGAUUAACCCAGCGAGGUCUGCUGACUGCGAAAGCGGAUGAAGGUCAGGAUGGUUCUGCAGAUGGCGAAGGGCUUUCCAGCGAGAUGAUGGAGGAGUCUCUGAUGAGGCACUUGUCCUUCGCGGCUAUAAGGCUGUCGGCGGACAUCAUCCAGCCCGUCAGUGAGCGUACGGUACAGGCACAUCUUGCCCAAAGCGGCCACUCAGCAAACGCCAAGACUGAGUUCUUGCACCUGCAAUCGCUCAAGCGGUAUGUUCUGGGCUCACCGGCGAUUGUUGAACCCUUGCUGGUGCUCUGCACACACUUCCUUACCACCCAUGAUACCCGCUGCUGCAGCAAGUCCAUCGCACUGUUACGCGAGAUCAUCCCCGAGCUUGUUCAGCCUCGUGGACAGACAGGUGAGAUCAAUGCUGUGCAGAACUACAUCUGUACCGAGAUUUUCCGAGCAGGUGUUCUCGCCCUUCACGACGAGUACUUUAUCGAGCAACAAAAGGAGAUUACGACUCUUCUCACACUCAUCUACAUCCAAGGAAUCUCAGUUGUGGGUUCUUCAGCUCCCCGUGAAAUUAUCAAGGCAGCGAUCCCUACCUUCGAUCACCAGGACUUCGAGAGGAGGCUCGGACAGGCCAAGACGAGCAAACAUCAACGUGGAAUUAUGUGGGCCCUUUUGGAGAGUAUCAAGGGUGUUGCCAAGGGAGAGCAGGGAAAGAAGGCCGUCAGUGCGCAGCAGGAGAACAAGGAGUUGAUCCAGCGCUUGCUGAAGGCUGGUAAGGAGAGACAAAAUGAGACCGAGAACCACCUCGAUGGACUUUCUACCAUGAUGGACGAGGGAAACCAUGAUGGACCUCCUCCACCUGCUCAGCUGGAGAUCACUAUGUAGGUGGACAUCCAAGGCUUCUCAAGUUGAAGGUGGUUUUGCUUAGCUAGUACACGGAUAUAUGCUUGGAUAUCGGAAGGAGUUUGCUUCUCAGCUCGAAACAUCAAAAACACUUAUUAGAUUCCUUCACUCUCCAAUUGUGGUGCAAAGUCUGAAGCCCAGUCCACGUACUCUUUCAAUUGAUCUCAAAAAUCCAAUGACAUGUCAAU